This is a messenger RNA of Cyclospora cayetanensis, 1083 nucleotides long. Its product is annotated as AF4/FMR2 family member 4-like. The transcript is spliced from 6 exons. Bases 1 to 1083 code for a protein of 360 amino acids. NCBI's taxonomy places the organism in Eukaryota, Apicomplexa, Conoidasida, Eucoccidiorida, Eimeriidae. The record is from RefSeq and is a predicted model, not a curated record.
AUGCAGCAGCAGCAGCAGCAGCAGCAGCAGCAGCAGCAGCGGCAGCAGCAGCAGCAGCAGCAGCUGCAUCAGCAGGUCGAAACUAUAGGCCGCAGCAGAGCUCAACAGAAGAAGCAUCUCCAACUGAAGGCAUCCCUAUUCUCUCCCUUCACUGCACCAUGCCUCUUCUCUGCUGCGAGGGCAGCCGGGUUGGGAGUGCACGAUGUGGCUGCAAUCGGUUUCAAUUCGUGUGCCUCACGUCUGGAACGACACGCUGCCACUGGAAUGCACGGUCGGCUGCGACUUGCAGAAGCGGCCUCUCCUGCUGCUGCUGAAAGCGCAAGCGCAAGCGCAAGCGACACGCCUGAGCGUGCAGCAGCCGACAACGUGUCGGUGUGCAGACGUGCUGCUGCAACGGGCAGAGCCGCAGAAAGGGAGUCAAUACAUGCGCUGAUAUGCUUCUGUUCUGCCCCUGCCGAGGGAGGAGGCUUAAGGGCUUUCGGCUUCGGUUGUUGCUGUUGCGAUCGUGGCGCACGAGUUCGUUUACGUGUGGCUGCUGCAGCUGCCGCAGGAUGGCAACUUCCCUGUCUACAAGGCUCUUGUGGUGUGUCUCUUUGUCACGCAGCUGCUGACAGCAGCCCCCCCCAGCCCGCAGUGCAACAGGAAGCAGCGAGUGCUUCGGCGACUCAGCAACCUUCGACGGCACCGACAGAUGCUACUGACACUGCUGCAAGCCGCCACAGCAACGAGACCCCCCCUCCGCAUCUGCAGCAGCAGGAAGUUCGCCAGCAGCAGCAGCAACAAGAAGAGCAGCAGCAGCGUCAGGAAGUUCGCCAGCAGCAGCAAGCGCUGGUUAGCGCGGUGAUGCAUCAUGGCCCCCCUCAACGACUGCCUUGUAUGUGGCUGCCACGCGAAGAGCUGAACAAGCAGCUGCAACAGGCGCUGCAACUGCUGCCGCCUCGAGUUUUGGCGUUUGCAGUUGCCUGCAGGCCAAAGGAGAAAGCUGCUGCGGCUGGAGUACACGAGGCCUCUGCCGAAGCUGGCUCGACAAUGCCAGACGUUGCCGAAGUCAUUGCGUCUCCUGGUGCCUCAGUUUCGGCUUGA